This is a messenger RNA of Aspergillus homomorphus CBS 101889, 1011 nucleotides long. RefSeq lists its product as uncharacterized. Bases 1 to 1011 code for a protein of 336 amino acids. Lineage: Eukaryota; Fungi; Ascomycota; Eurotiomycetes; Eurotiales; Aspergillaceae. The transcript has 3 exons. The record is from RefSeq and is a predicted model, not a curated record.
AUGAAUUCUCCAACACAAGUUAUCGACCCGGAUGGUGAACUCGUGAUUGUACUGCGCAAUUUCGAUAAACCUUUUGCAGAGGAGACGAAAUAUCUUGGCGUAAAUAUGGUCGCUCUGGAUUCAUUGAUCGAGAAGUUGGAGAACUGGAGCAGCCCGACAACUAAUGUGAAUCCAAUUGCAGAUCUGGCUGGAAAGGCCUAUCGCAUCCAGGUAUCCGCAAAGCAUCUAGCGCUCGCCUCAUCUUACUUCAAGACUCUGCUAGGUGGUAGCUGGAAGGAAACCACAACUCCCUUCCCAUCCGGGUUCAUUGAAAUCGCUGCGAACGGUUGGGGCAUCGACGCACUAUUGAUUCUUCUCAGGAUUGUACAUUUCACAGUCUUGGCAGACUACUACCAGUGUAAGGAGGCUUUGGGGUUCUUCUCGCAGACAUGGAUUGCGGAACUAGACCAACAGCUACCGACCACCUAUGGUCGGGACUUGAUAUUAUGGCUAUGGGUCUCGUGGUUCUUUGGUUUAAGCGAACAGUUCCUCCAACUCAUCUCUACGGCAAUGUCGACAUGCGACCAUCAGAUUUGCAGCCGCGGGCUACCGAUCUCUGGCAAAAUUCUUGAUGAGAGAUCUGAUCUCAUAAACCAGGGAAGAGAACAGGCCAUAGGCAAUAUAAUCGACCGACUUUUCGACUACCGAGCCCAGUUCCUCAGCGGUUCUGCGGGAUGCCACUUUGAAUGCAGCUCAAUCAUGUAUGGGACACUCAGUAAAGCGAUGGAGUCACACCAUCUGCUUUCACUGAGGCCCGUGGCUCCUUACCGGAGGUUGGGUCUUCAUCAGCUUGUGAAGAAUGUGAAGGCCUUCAAAUCCCCAGAGUGGUGCACCCGCCCCGCCCCCUACUAUCAUAAUAUUCAUCAAUGCGCCCAUUCCUCCUUCGCGUCCCUCUUUGGCGAGCUGAACGGUUGUGUUGCUGGUCUGGAACUAUCCAAACUGGCAGGCACACCUCCCAGCCUUGAAGUCUGA